Molecule: messenger RNA, 3377 nt
Organism: Musca vetustissima
Lineage: Eukaryota; Metazoa; Arthropoda; Insecta; Diptera; Muscidae
Product: membrane-associated protein Hem
Exons: 3
Coding region: 6-3377 (1123 amino acids)
Biological process (GO): cell migration; cortical actin cytoskeleton organization; cell projection assembly
Cellular component (GO): SCAR complex
Source: RefSeq, a predicted model, not a curated record
CCACCAUGGCAAGACCAAUCUAUCCAAAUCAGCAAAAAAUUGCUGAAAAAUUAAUUAUCCUGAACGAUCGUGGUUUGGGCAUCUUGACUCGAGUCUAUAACAUCAAGAAGGCUUGUGGUGACACGAAAUCAAAACCCGGGUUCUUAUCGGAAAAAUCCUUGGAAUCUUCAAUCAAAUUUAUUGUCAAGAGAUUCCCCAACAUUGAUGUUAAGGGUUUGAAUGCGAUUGUGAAUAUUAAGGCGGAGAUCAUUAAAUCGUUGUCGUUGUAUUAUCACACCUUUGUGGAUUUAUUGGAUUUCAAGGACAAUGUGUGUGAGCUACUGACCACCAUGGAUGCUUGCCAGAUACAUUUGGAUAUAACGUUGAAUUUUGAAUUGACCAAAAACUAUUUGGAUUUGGUGGUGACCUAUGUCUCGCUGAUGAUAUUGCUCUCACGUGUGGAAGAUCGUAAGGCAGUGUUGGGUCUGUAUAAUGCCGCCUUUGAGCUGCAAAAUAAUGCCUCAGAUGCCGGAUUUCCCCGGCUGGGCCAAAUGAUCUUGGACUAUGAGGUGCCGUUGAAGAAGUUAUCCGAGGAAUUUAUACCACAUCAACGUCUGCUGACAAAUGCCUUGCGCUCCUUGACAACGAUUUAUCCAUUGCGGAAUUUGCCAGCCGAUAAAUGGCGUGAAAUGCAAAAACUUAGCUUGGUGGGUAAUCCAGCGAUUUUGCUUAAGGCGGUACGCACCGACACCAUGUCAUGUGAAUAUCUAUCCCUUGAGGCAAUGGAUAGAUGGAUUAUUUUUGGUUUAAUGUUAAAUCAUCCAAUGUUGGGUCAAUAUCCGGAGGUGAAUAAAAUUUGGUUAUCCGCUUUGGAAUCGAGUUGGGUUGUUGCCCUGUUCCGUGAUGAGGUUUUGCAGAUCCAUCAGUAUAUUCAAACAUUCUUUGAUGGUAUUAAGGGUUACAACAAACGUAUAAGUGAGGUCAAGGAGGCCUAUUCAAAUGCGGUACAGAAAGCCGCUCUCAUGCAUCGAGAGAGAAGGAAGUUUUUGCGUACCGCCCUCAAGGAGUUGGCAUUGAUUAUGACCGAUCAACCGGGUUUGCUGGGACCCAAGGCCAUUUUCAUAUUUAUUGGUUUAUGUUUGGCCCGCGAUGAAAUCUUGUGGCUUCUGAGGCAUAAUGAUAAUCCGCCGCUGCUAAAGAAUAAGGGCAAAAGCAAUGAGGACCUUGUGGAUCGCCAGUUACCCGAGUUGCUCUUCCACAUGGAAGAGUUACGUGCUUUGGUACGCAAAUAUAGCCAAGUCAUGCAACGCUACUAUGUCCAAUACUUGUCUGGCUUCGAUUCCACCGACUUGAAUAUACGCAUGCAAAGUCUACAGAUGUGUCCCGAAGAUGAAAGUGUUAUCUUCUCUUCGCUCUACAAUACCGCCUCGAAUUUGACCGUUAAGCAAGUAGAAGAUAAUGAACUAUUCGACUUUAGGGCCUUCCGUUUGGAUUGGUUCCGUUUGCAAACAUACAUGAGUGUGGGCAAGGCAGUUUUACGCAUUCAAGAGCAUGUCGAAUUGGCUCGCCUGUUGGACUCAAUGGUAUUCCACACCCGAGUCGUCGACAAUUUAGAUGAAAUCCUAGUGGAAACAUCCGAUUUAAGUAUAUUUUGUUUCUAUAGUAAAAUGUUUGAUGAUCAAUUCCAUAUGUGUUUGGAAUUUCCGGCACAAAAUCGUUAUAUCAUUGCCUUCCCCUUGAUUUGUAGUCAUUUUCAAAAUUGCACCCAUGAAAUGUGUCCCGAGGAAAGGCAUCACAUACGUGAGCGUUCGCUGAGUGUGGUGAAUAUUUUCCUUGAAGAAAUGGCCAAAGAGGCGAAAAAUAUUAUCACCACAAUAUGUGAUGAGCAAUGUACCAUGGCGGAUGCUUUGCUGCCCAAACAUUGUGCCAAAAUUUUAUCAGUACAAUCGGCACGUAAAAAGAAAGAUAAGUCGAAGAAACAAUUUGAUGAUAUACGCAAACCAGGCGAUGAAUCAUAUCGUAAGACCCGAGAAGAUUUAACCACCAUGGAUAAAUUGCAUAUGGCCCUUACGGAACUGUGUUUUGCCAUUAACUAUUGUCCCACAGUGAAUGUGUGGGAAUUUGCCUUUGCCCCACGCGAAUAUUUGUGUCAAAAUUUGGAACAUCGUUUCUCCAGGGAUUUAGUGGGUAUGGUUAUGUUCAAUGCGGAGACAAUGGAAAUUGCUAAACCCUCCGAACUAUUGGCAUCGGUUAGGGCAUACAUGAAUGUUUUGCAAACGGUUGAGAAUUAUGUGCAUAUCGAUAUGACCAGAGUGUUUAAUAAUUGUCUGCUGCAGCAGACCCAGGCCUUGGAUUCGCAUGGUGAGAAGACAAUUGCGGCGUUGUAUAAUACGUGGUACAGCGAAGUCCUUUUGCGUCGCGUUUCGGCCGGCAACAUUGUGUUUAGCAACAAUCAAAAGGCCUUUGUACCCAUUUCCCCAGAGGGUUGGGUCCCAUUCAACCCUCAAGAAUUCUCCGAUUUAAAUGAAUUACGUGCUUUGGCCGAAUUGGUGGGCCCUUAUGGCAUAAAAUCUCUCAACGAAACCCUUAUGUGGCACAUUGCCAACCAGGUACAAGAACUAAAAUCUCUGGUCGGUGUUAACAAAGAGGUCUUGAUAACCCUGCGCACCAGUUUCGAUAAACCCGAAGUAAUGAAGGAGCAAUUUAAACGUCUACAAGAUGUGGAUCGUGUUCUGCAGCGCAUGACCAUAAUUGGCGUGAUUUUAUGUUUCCGCAAUUUGGUCCAUGAGGCUUUAGUGGAUGUAUUGGAGAAACGUAUACCCUUCCUUUUGAGUUCCGUUAAAGAUUUCCAAGAACAUUUACCGGGUGGAGAUCAAAUUCGGGUGGCCUCUGAAAUGGCCUCCGCUGCAGGUUUAAUGUGUAAAGUAGAUCCCACAUUGGCGGCCACUUUAAAAUCUAAAAAACCUGAAUUUGAUGAGGGUGAACAUUUAACGGCCUGCCUGCUAAUGGUAUUCGUGGCCGUAUCCAUUCCCAAGCUAGCACGUAAUGAUAGUUCAUUUUAUCGUGCCUCUAUUGAUGGUCAUUCCAAUAAUACCCACUGUAUGUCAGUGGCCAUAAAUAAUAUUUUUGGAGCUUUGUUUACAAUUUGUGGUCAAAAUGACAUUGAAGAUCGUAUGAAAGAAUUUUUAGCCUUGGCCUCUUCAUCGCUAUUGCGUUUGGGUCAGGAGUCGGAUCGCGAUGCAACACGUAAUCGUGAAUCCAUUUACUUGCUACUCGAUGAAAUUGUCAAGCAAUCACCAUUUUUAACAAUGGAUCUAUUGGAAUCAUGUUUCCCAUAUGUUUUGAUACGUAAUGCCUAUCAUGCUGUCUACAAGCAGGAACAAAUAUUGGGACUUUAA